Molecule: messenger RNA, 1572 nt
Organism: Drosophila pseudoobscura
Lineage: Eukaryota; Metazoa; Arthropoda; Insecta; Diptera; Drosophilidae
Gene: Fum4
Product: Fumarase 4
Exons: 2
Coding region: 61-1515 (484 amino acids)
Biological process (GO): fumarate metabolic process; malate metabolic process; tricarboxylic acid cycle
Cellular component (GO): mitochondrion; tricarboxylic acid cycle heteromeric enzyme complex
Molecular function (GO): fumarate hydratase activity
Source: RefSeq, a predicted model, not a curated record
UUAGUACCGCCGGUAGUAUCCCAUCAAUUAUUCAUCGUUAUAUUUUUUGUUUCUUCCAAAAUGUCGUUUGAUCAGAAAGAGAUUUUUAGUUUGAUGUACAAGCUGGCGCGGCUCAUAGUGCCUGAUACCCGCGUUGAAUAUGAUUCAAUGGGGGCAAUUCACGUGCCCCUCGAUCGUUUGUAUGGCCCGCAAACAAUGCGGUCCUUACUGAAGUUUCCGAUUGGUGGAGUGAAUGAACGCAUGCCCCGACCCAUUAUUAUAGCAUUGGCCAUUGUGAAAAAAGCCGUUGCUGAGACCAACAAAAUGUCUGGCCUAGAGGAGCGGUUGUGCGAUGCUAUCUCUAAGGCUUGCGACGAUAUCAUAUCUGGCAAGCUUUACGACGAGGACCAUUUUCCACUAGUUAUCUGGCAAGCCGGAUCCGGCAGACACACAAAUAUGAAUGUAAAUGAGGUUAUUUGUAACCGUGCAAUCGAGAUACUCGGCGGCCAGAAAGGCACAAAGACGCCUGUGGAUCCCGAUCAGCAUGUGAACCUAUCACAAAGCUCCAAUGACAGCUUCUCCGCGGCCAUCAACAUUGCAGUCGCUAUGCAGUUGCGCGAUAAACUGUAUCCGGCGUUGACGCUGAUUAUUGAGGUAUUGAAUAACAAGGUAAAUCAGUGGAAGGACAUUAUCAAAAUUGGACGAACCCACCUGAUGGACGCUGUUCCGCUGACGCUCGGCCAAGAAUUCAGCGGCUAUAAGCAACAACAGGCCAACUGCCGGGAACGACUAGACACAGCUCUGACCCGGCUAUACCAACUCCCUCUUGGCGGCACCACAGUCGGAACAGGGCUAAACACUAAAAAGGGGUUUGCCGCUGAGUGUGUGAAACGUGUAGCCGACCUAACAAGUCUUCCCUUCGUUAAUUCGCCCAACAUGUUUGAGUCUAUCUCCUCGUGUGAUGCCCUGGUGGAAGUGCACGGCGAGCUGAACACUCUAGCAGCCAGCACAAUGAAGAUGGCGAACGAUAUUCGUUUCCUGGGAUCGGGUCCGCGAUGCGGUUUGUCUGAGCUGAAACUCCCCGAAAAUGAGCCGGGAAGCUCGAUUAUGCCAGGCAAAGUGAAUCCGACACAGUGCGAAGCUCUUACCAUGAUCUGUGCCCAGGUCAUGGGCAACCAAGUAGCGGUUACAUUAGGCGGUUGCAAUGGGCACUUUCAACUCAAUGACUUCAUGCCGAUGAUUGCCUCAAAUGUGCUUCGCUCGAUAACACUUUUGGGAGACGGAAUUAAGUCUUUUUGCAAAAACUGCCUCAGCAACAUCGAACCAAACACAGACAAGAUAAAUACUAUCAUGAGUCAGUCCCUGAUGCUGGUUACUGCCCUAAGCCCUCAUGUGGGGUAUGAGCGGUCAGCUGCAAUAGCCAAAGCAGCACAUCAAAGUGGUACCACCCUAAGGGAGGAAGCCAUUAAUGCAGGCAUUUCAGCGGAUGACUUUGACGAGUGGGUGCGACCUGACAAGAUGUUGGGUCCCAAUUAGCUGUUCUUACAAAUUUGAAAUAAAGUCGUCAUUAUAAUUAUGUCUGUACAAAUAUAA